AUGGGGAAUUUCGAUGUCUCUGCUCUGCAGGACGCCCUGAAAGGCUUGACUAACAUCUCUGACAAGGCCGAAGUCGCCGAAAAGGCUGAGUCUGCCGCUAUGGACGACGCCGUCAAUAAGGCCAUCCACGGAUGGAAUGAUCCCACCCCGUUCGAUUACACAGGCUUCUCGACGUCUAACACUAGUGACUGGGCUGGCAAUGCGGCUCGCUAUGAGUGGAAGGACGAGUAUGGCGACGUCGGCCCCGCUAACCCUGAGCUGGAGAAGCAGCUUUUUGAGGUUGAGUUCCGCUCCAAGCCCGGUGAACGUCUUCGCGAACUGAACGAAACCCCCGUUGUCAACGUCGAGAGUGAGCAGCCGCUCAAGCCUGUCAUUUCGUGGGAUGGCAUGGGUCUCCACCCUGUCAUGCGCGAGAACAUUGAGCUUUGUUGCUACAAGUACCCCACCACUAUCCAGAGUUGGGCGAUUCCGGCCGUUCUUCAAGGCAAGGACCUGAUCGGUAUUGCUCAAACAGGCUCUGGAAAGACUGGCGCUUUUCUUAUUCCCGUCCUAUCCAAGUUGAUGGGGAAGGCGAAGAAGUUGGCAGCUGCGCGUCCCAACGUGGCUGAAGGGUUCGAUAGCCAGAAAGAUGGAGUGACAGCUGAGCCUCUUGUGCUGAUCAUUUGUCCUACUCGCGAGCUUGCCACUCAGAUUUUCGACGAGACUCGUCGCUUGUGCUACCGUUCGAUGCUUCGUCCUUGUGUUGCGUAUGGUGGUGCGCCUGCUCGACUCCAGCGCGACGAGCUUCGGAAGGGUUGUGACAUCCUUGUUGGGACGCCAGGCCGCAUUAUUGACUUCAUGUCCCAGCCCCAUGUUCUUACCCUCACUCGUGUUCGAUACACCAUCGUCGACGAAGCGGAUGAGAUGCUGCACAGUGAUUGGCAGGACGAGUUCUCGAAGCUCAUGUCUGGAGGUGAUGGGAACGAAGAUACCGACCAUUGCUACAUGAUGUUCUCUGCCACUUUCAACCGUGAAUGUCGUCAGCUUGCCCGGACCUUCUUGGCCUCGAACCAUAUUCGCAUUCGCAUUGGGCGCCCUGGUAGUGCUCACCUUAUGGUGCGCCAGCAGGUCUACUUCGUCGAAGAGCGUCAGAAGAAGCAGGCUCUGUUUGACCUCUUGGUUAGCAUGAUCCCGAUUCGUACCCUCGUCUUUGUCAAUAACAAGAAGGCUGUUGACUACGUUGAUGACUUCUUGUACAACAAGGGUCUGCCUAGCACUUCUAUCCACAGUGACCGCACCCAGCGUGAGCGUGAGGAUGCCAUGCGUGCCUUCAAAUAUGCCAAGUGCCCCAUCAUGGUGGCUACUGGUCUUUCAGCUCGCGGUCUGGAUAUUGUCAACGUGAUGCACGUUAUCAAUUUUGAUCUGCCCAAGGCUAUGCACGGCGGUAUCAACGAGUACAUUCACCGUAUUGGUCGCACUGCUCGCAUUGGUAACGAAGGUCUUGCUACCUCCUUCUACAAUGAGGGCGAUGCGGAUCUUGCCCCCGACCUUGUCAAGACUUUGCUAGAGUGCAACCAGAACGUUCCCGACUUCCUGGAAGACUUCACGCCAUCCGGUGGUAAGAUUACAUUCGGUGAUGAAACGGAUGCCGAGGAUGAAGAAGACAAUGACAACGCAGCGAAAGCCUCAGCUUACAACGCCACUGAAACCGCUGGGGAAGACGUUGAUCCUUGGGAAGCUUCCGGUGACACAAAUGCUGACCGCGGUGCGAACUGCGGCAUCCCAUACGGAGAUUUCCCCACCAAGAAUCCUCAUCACCUGCUGGGAUUUGCGUGUCGUUGGCUCAUCAUGCAUCGAAUUGUGUCUUUCAAGGUUUCAUCCGCCAUUGCCAUGGCGGCACUCUUGCCUGCAGCCAGCUGCAUGUUCCACGCAUACGUCGAAACCCCGCUACAACUCGGCGAUGACGAAACUUCAUUCUACGCUAUAGGGAGCCAAAAUCCAGUCCCCUCACUGGUUAUUGAUACAUUCCAGCAUCAAAUCCAUAAUGAUCUCGGUUUCUGGCAUGGCAUCGGCGAAAAUCUGAAGAUCGAGCAUGAGCCAGGCUGGUUCGAUGCGCGGUCGUGCUUCAGUCUUCUACCCUGGCAGAACCAAUUCCUCCAUGUAGUCUUUGAUGGAACGGCGGACUUUACAGUCUCUUUGAAUGAACAUAACGCCGACUGCAACCCCCAACGAAGCCCGUUUCCUGGUGUCCCGGACAGCGUCCAGGCAUCCAGAUACCUGAUGCGAACCAAAUUCCAUGCAGAUGGAAAUGAGAAGGAUAAAGAUUGCACGGGUGGUAGCCCAGCCGAGGCGCAGCCCCCUCAAGACCAGACGGUCUUGGGGAAUAAGCAUGAUCCAGAUAGGUGCAAUGUGGACAGCGACAGUCAAGCUCCUGCUUCUCUAGAAAGAACCGAGCUCUUCAUACCACUUUCUCACUUCAAUAUCGACCAGAGUCGAGUUGUAUCUGUUUCUUUCACAGGGUUCUACACUACUGCGCCGCUCACCAUAUACCGUGUCGAGAUUGUAUCAACCGUACCUCCUCCAUCGGCAGCAAACAACAAUUUCCGUAUACCUGGAAAGUUGCCUAGUGGUACAUUAGUUUUGCGCUGCAAAAGACCGAACUCUUUUGCGUUUGGCAUUGAUGAUGGCCAGCCACGUUUUGCACAAGAGGUCAUGAAAAUCCUCGAUGAGGAGAAUGUCCGGGUGACUUUCUUCGUUGUCGGCGCUGGGCUCAGGGAUCAUUCAAGCAACUUCACCAACUUCUAUAAGGACAUGAUGAGUCGAGGGCACCAAAUCGCCCUGCAUUCAAAUACACAUCCUAAGAUGGAAUCACUUCCGACGAUGGACCAAAUCGAUGAUGAGAUUGAGCAAACAUUGCACGUCUUCAGACAUGAGCUCGGAAUAGAAUCACAAUACUUCCGACCCCCCUAUGGCACGGUUGGCGCUCGCAUGAGACAGCGGCUGGCCCAGUACAUCCAAAACCCGCAGAUCGUGAAUUGGAGCGUCGAUGCGGAAGACUGGAUCUGGGCCAACUCGUCCACCCCUGAAAAACAGCUAGACGCAUUUUACCGUGGUGUCGCCCGUGGGGGAAAUAUUGCCGUUAUGCAUUACCUAAAUCCGACAACCGUCGAAUACCUUCCACGGUUCAUUCGUCAUGUCAAAGGCGCUGGGCUGAAGGUAAUGCGCAUCGACCAGUGCCUGGAAGAUCCUACCAGCCCGCCGCUUCUGUGA
Molecule: messenger RNA, 3249 nt
Organism: Penicillium chermesinum
Lineage: Eukaryota; Fungi; Ascomycota; Eurotiomycetes; Eurotiales; Aspergillaceae
Product: DEAD box RNA helicase
Exons: 13
Coding region: 1-3249 (1082 amino acids)
Biological process (GO): carbohydrate metabolic process
Cellular component (GO): nucleus
Molecular function (GO): RNA binding; ATP binding; hydrolase activity, acting on carbon-nitrogen (but not peptide) bonds
Source: RefSeq, a predicted model, not a curated record